Messenger RNA from Aspergillus nidulans FGSC A4, 2004 nucleotides. RefSeq names its product threonine ammonia-lyase ileA. Gene Ontology annotation, biological process: amino acid metabolic process; L-isoleucine biosynthetic process. The coding region runs from base 83 to 1786 and encodes 567 amino acids. The transcript is spliced from 3 exons. NCBI's taxonomy places the organism in Eukaryota, Fungi, Ascomycota, Eurotiomycetes, Eurotiales, Aspergillaceae. Gene Ontology annotation, molecular function: pyridoxal phosphate binding; threonine deaminase activity. The record is from RefSeq and is a predicted model, not a curated record.
UUUUUAAACAAAUUGAUUCUUGCAAUAUCCCGUUUCUAGUCCUGAAAUUGCCCAGAGGGCAUACUGAAGCAGAACACCAAACAUGACCGAGAACGCGUCCAUGAAUGGCGCUGCGACACCACUUUCCUCGAGGUUGAGCAAUUUGGCUCUGACGGAAUACUCUGCUAUUCCGACUCCUACUUCGGAGAAGGAAGAAUACAAAGGACCCGACAGUCCACCCGCGUGGGAUAUCCCUGAUGCUUUCUUACUUCCCAAUGGCUACCCGGAUUAUCUUAAACUGAUUUUGACUUCCCGCGUCUACGAGAUCACUACCGAGUCCCCUCUCCACCAUGCAGUCAAUCUCAGUAACCGAAUGGAAUGUCGAGUGCUUCUCAAGCGGGAAGACCUGCUACCUGUAUUCAGCUUCAAACUCCGCGGAGCAUACAACAAGAUGGCUCAUUUGACCGACGAGCAGCGAUGGAAAGGCGUGAUUGCUUGCUCAGCAGGCAAUCAUGCUCAGGGUGUCGCGUACUCUGCCCGCAAGCUCAAAAUUCCCGCUACCAUUGUCAUGCCCUCCGGCACCCCAGCGAUCAAACACUUGAAUGUCGCUCGCCUUGGCGGUAGUGUUGUCCUUCAUGGAAACGAUUUCGACGCUGCCAAAGAAGAAGCUCACCGCCGGGAAAAGCAGCACGGUCUUACAAGCAUUCCCCCCUUCGAUGACCCGUACGUUAUUGCUGGACAAGGAACCAUCGGAAUGGAGAUCUUGCGCCAAGCGAAUCUGGACAAGCUGGAAGCUGUCUUUUGCGCCGUUGGCGGAGGAGGUCUGAUCUCCGGUGUUGGCGUUUACAUCAAGCGCAUUGCGCCGCAUGUCAAGGUCAUUGGUGUGGAGACCCACGACGCCAACGCAAUGGCCCAGUCUCUUGAUGAAGGCUCUCGUGUGUUGCUGAACGAGGUCGGCCUCUUUGCAGAUGGCGCUGCGGUCAAGAGUGUGGGGUCGGAAUGUUGGCGCGUGGCCCGCGAGGUAGUAGAUGAGAUUAUCUUGGUUUCAACCGAUGAGACUUGCGCUGCGAUCAAGGAUGCAUUUGAGGAUACACGCUCGAUCAUCGAACCCGCUGGUGCGCUGGCCAUUGCAGGAUUAAAGAAAUAUGUCGCCAAGCGCCCCAGCCCCAACACCAGCCGUGAACUGGUUGCAAUCACCUCGGGAGCAAAUAUGGAUUUUGACCGGCUGCGGUUUGUUGCGGAACGCGCUGCCUUGGGGGAGAAAAAGGAAGCUCUUCUGAGCGUAAAAAUCCCUGAACAACCGGGCGCUUUCGCCAAGCUAGUGGAGGUCGUCCUUCCGCAUGCUGUAACCGCAUUCAACUACCGGUAUGCUGAUGAAACAACUGCCGAUGUUCUCAUGGGUAUCUCCUUGUCCGCUUCAACAGGUCAAGAAGACCUGGCUAAGAUUAUGACGGAAUUAACCCGAAACGGCAUGGACUCGAAGGAUCUCAGCGAUGAUGAGCUUGCUAAACGGCACCUGCGCUUCUUGGUUGGCGGACGCAGUGAAGUGAAGGAUGAGCGCCUGUUCAUGUUCGAGUUCCCCGAGCGUCCCGGAGCGUUAGCCAAAUUUCUCAGGACGCUUCGUCCUAGCCAGAACAUCUCUCUAUUCCACUACCGGAAUUACGGCGGCGAUGUUGGCAAGGUUCUGGCGGGUAUUCAGUGCCCGGAAUGCGAGAAGGAACAACUUGAGGCUUUCCUCAAGGACCUUGGAUACCCAUUUACCGAGGAGACGCAAUCCGAAACUUACAAGACUUUCCUUCGUCGUUGAAGAUACUUGAAUAUGCGGUUCGGAGUCAUGCCUUGCCCACUAUACAGAGCGAGUUAAUUGGCGUUUGGAUUGGUUCAGGGCGGAACUAGGUAAUACUUUUGCUUUGUUUGUGCAUUCAUUGUAGUAUAGUUGCAAACUUCUUGUUUAUGCCAACUUUUAGACCUUUUAUUUUAUGAGCCCCUGCUCACUAUAUCAAGAGAGUUACCGAGCAAUUCAGC